This is a messenger RNA of Setaria italica (foxtail millet), 2320 nucleotides long. RefSeq lists its product as uncharacterized. The transcript has 12 exons. The coding region runs from base 886 to 2118 and encodes 410 amino acids. NCBI's taxonomy places the organism in Eukaryota, Viridiplantae, Streptophyta, Magnoliopsida, Poales, Poaceae. The record is from RefSeq and is a predicted model, not a curated record.
ACUAGCUAGCAUUUAUUACACUGCAACUGCAGCAUUAGAUUAUUCUCUCCACAUUAAAGAACCUGCAAGGAAACAGAAGACAACUGCAGCAUCAGUUGUUGCCUUUGUUGUAGAGGAGACGAGAUCACGAGAGGACAUCGUCUAGGGUUUCGCGGUGGAUCGGAUUCCAUUCUACUGCAGGUAAGCGACCUCUCUCGCUCCCGCAACGCCAAAAUCUUAUGAUAUCGUCCCUAGGAUAGAGAUGAUUUUAUCCCGAAUCCAUCCUUUGUGCCUUGCGCUGCUCCCACUCGAUUUGUUUAGUGGGCUGUCGUUAAUCAUUUCAAGCCCUUUCUCAAUGAGAAAAAAUAAUGGUUCUGCCAAGUGCCAUGGAGGCGGAAUGGUCUCAGAUUCAUUGAAACGAAUACAGUAAUAACCUUGUUAGUAGUUUCUUCUGGUCCGCGGUUCAAAUUCUCGAUUAGUUUGGUUUGUUAAAAUUCUGAUUAAAGUGACCGAGCGUUGAAUUUGGGAUCUUAAUGCCGACCUUCUCGUGGUUUGCCUUUCUGCUGAGUAACUUGGUGGGAAUUCGAAUGGUUAGAGGUAAAAGAGGAUGCCUUGGCGCUGUUCAAAUUAGUACUUCUGGUUCUGGUGUCUUAUGAUGAUUCAACUGACGAGUACGCUUGUGGUUUCAGUUUUCAUUUUGCCUGUCAGGACACUCUAAACUUCGGUUUACUUCACAGUGAAAGGCGUCGUUCUUCCCCUUUAUUUUGUUUUCUAAAAUUCAGAUUAUUUUACAUUUUCAGAUAUUAAUUAAUUUAAUUUUGUUGUGGAGUUACCGGUGAUUCCAUCGAUUGCAGAAUUGGCGAUGUGGCCUAGAACCAAACUGCUCUAACUGAAGGCGUAGAGGAGAUGGGGUGCUUCAAUUCUAAGCCAAAUGAUGCUGGUGCGAUCAGAAGAAGACCUGGGAACAUAGGUGAGGUGGCUGUGUUUAUACCUGGAUUGCGAGUUCCUGAGAGUUUGGAGCUAUCUCAGCCGCUAAGUGAUGGCCUUCCAAGGCGGCUGACUGAACGUUUGUCUGCGUUGAGGAGCCGAAUAGUGGUCAUGGCUGCUCAUGAGGCCCUGUCGGUGACUAGGCCCAGGAAGCGCACCUUCACACAGCAUGGAGGAUCUACGUCAGCUGAUCUUCUGCAGGCUUUGGAAGAGUACUUGCCAGUUCUUCUAGGACUGGUAAAAGAGGGGAGCAACUUGGAAGAUAAGAUACAGUUUUCAUGGAUGAACCAAGAGGAUGAUGCGGAGGAGACGGCAUUGCCCAGUUCUUGGUAUGAGGUGUUGUCAGUUUUGCACAUGAUGGCUAUGUUGCGCUUAUCUCAAGCAAAUUCCCUGCUUCUUCCAAAGACAUCACUUGAGGGAUACCAUGCUAAAGUAUCUGAAGAUAACAAACGAGCUUCUGUUGAAAUAUUUCUCAAGGCAUCUGGAUUCUUGGAGUGUGCUAUCCAACAUGUUCUUCCUAGGAUAUCCCCAGAAAAUAGGAAAGGUCUUCCUGUAGACUUAUCUGAAGGAGUCCUGAAAGCGAUUUGCAUGCAAGCUCUUGGUCAAGCAAUUGAUGUCCAACUUGGGUUGGCAAUUGACAGUCCAAAGGCUACCCUGGCAGUGAAAAGGAGGUUAGCAUGUGAGAUGGUCAAGUGCUGGCAGCAGGCACACGAAAGUAUGGCGGAUUUACCUCUAAUUGAUAGCUGGGGUGAGAAGCACAGGCUAUUUGUGAAGUGGAAGUACAUCGAAGCAAAAGCUGCCGCAUACUAUUAUCAUGGUCUCAUCCUUGAUGAAGGCAACACGGAGAAAUCCCACAGGAUGGCUGUCGCAGCAUUGCAGUCUGCAGAGGAGUUGCUCAAGGAGAGCAAAGAUGUAGCCGAAGCCUUCCACGCAGCACCUCCUGUUUCAAGAAGCCCUCCUGUUUGCGGAUCGAUGAAGUAUCUUCAUGACAAGAUCCAGAAGGACUCGUCCUGCAAAGUUCGCAUCAACAAGGACCUCUACAGCAACGACAGCAUCCAUGAGGCGGUGCCGGCGCUGCCGGAUUUCGCGGUGGCUCUGAAACCCGAGGAGUAUCGGCUUCCUGCCGUGACAGUGGAUGCAGCAAAUGGCUAGGACGUGUCUGCUGUUGCAUGAUCUGCCUUGCCUAUCCAUAAUGCAUCGAUCUGUGUAAAGAGAUUUGAGUUGUGUGUAUGUAAAGAGAUCCAAGGGCCAAUGGGAUCCCAUAUAAGAUCACUCCGUUUCUCUUUUCUUUGGAUUAGCUAGCAGCUAGCUUUUUACCUAAGCAAUGCAACCAAAGGUUACUGUUUUUUUUUUU